AUGAAGCCAGUCCCCCUGCUCCUGCUCCUCUCCUCGGUCCUCCUCUCAUCUCACCUCCGCCCCACCGCCGGCAGACCGCGCAUCCUACCCGGCUGGCUGGAUGGCAGCGGCCGCCUCCAGACGCAGCAGCAACUGGACGAAGUGCUCCUCAGAGCCGCGGCCGCCGCCGGAGACAGCACCGCGUCAGACCUACUGGGCGACAACAUCCUGAGGUUUCUCCAGAAAAGAAACCUGGACCCUGUGCACCUGCUCCCACCAGAGGAGGAGAGCGAGGAGGAGGCGGUGAGGAGGGCGGCGCAGCUGUUGAAACGGAGCGAAGAGUCGCCGCUGUCCAUCGACCUCACCUUCCACCUGCUGAGGAAUAUGAUCCAGAUGGCCAAGAUGGAGAGCCAGAGGGAGCAGGCUCAGCUCAACCGCAAAGUCCUCGACGAGGUCGGGAAGUAAAGCUCUAUUUUUGAAAAUGCCUCAUUAAAACAGCAAACGCGCUGUCUAAGUAUUCAAGACCUCUGACAUUAGUUAUUGUUUGUGCGCCUGCCUUCCUCUCCAUAUCAUUUUACGCACAGAUGGUGCCAAUUUACGCAUCACAACAUCCGCGGUAAAAUGUAAAAUUUUAAGCAUUAUUUAAAGACUCUGAUGGAAAAUAUGGAGAGAGACUUUUACGACCCCUCACCCCUUCAUCAUCCCCUGGCUUCACUCCCACCCGCACCCUCCUCACACACAUCCCUCUCCACACUGGACUUUUGGAAAGGAACCCUGGAUUUCACACUUUUGACACAUUUGAUCCGGAAAAGAUCAUUUGAUCAAAUGCAUUGGCUCCUGAAGUAAAAAUGGCACCACACUAAAAUAAAUAGAUCCAGUGAGCUAAAUAUUCAGAUUUUUUUUCUUCUUUGCCAAAUUACUUAAUCAGUUCUCUCUUUCUUUUCAGCCAAUUGGUGGUCUGCUUUUGUGGAACAUCUGAAUGAUGGUUAUGAUAUUGUCCUACUUUACAUGCUAAUUGUUCACCCCUACAAAUACAAGUUUCAUGUCAGGUGCAUUAUGGGUGUUUGGCUUG
Messenger RNA from Plectropomus leopardus (leopard coralgrouper), 1051 nucleotides. RefSeq names its product urocortin 1 (gene ucn1). The record is from RefSeq and is a predicted model, not a curated record. Gene Ontology annotation, cellular component: extracellular region. NCBI's taxonomy places the organism in Eukaryota, Metazoa, Chordata, Actinopteri, Perciformes, Serranidae. Gene Ontology annotation, molecular function: hormone activity.